GCUGGAGCCAGUCCGCGAGGUACUUGCAGUGAACUUCCAGUGGCGCGGACAUUGAACGGGCUUAGAGGCAGAUCCGCGAGGAGCCACUGCAUCUGCGGCGGACACGCGCGUACCUCCCACGUUCACGCGGAACCGCUGCACCGGUGCGAAAGAGAGGAGUUGGACUGAAAGAAAGCACGUUGCCUGUGGGAGCAAAGUUCUCUGAGGCUUCGGUGUGGGGCUCAUGGGAGAGAGAUGGCAGAGGAGCGUACUCUGGGCGGGCAGAAGUGAAGGGACAUGAUGAGAGAGUUAAGACGCUCCCUUUGAUCGCUAACACCUAACAAAACACGUUUGUACGACUUUUAAAAGACUUACUGAAGGACCUGUGGCGUUUUAGUGUUUCAUAAUCUUCUUUAAGAACCAGAAACUAAACGUCCCCUUUUGGCGCACCACGAACCACGGAAAGAUUCUGCAAACGUGCUGAGAAAAUUCGUAUCAAUAAAGCAAAAUCGCUGGCUGUGGACUUAAAUACCAAACCACUUGGCACGAUUUAAAACGCAAUCCAAAUCUCUUAUUGUCAUUUACUUUUUUUCCAAGAGAAAUACGCUGAGAGAGGAAAGAUGUUGGUCCGAUUGGCGGUGUCAGUGGCAAUUUUCCUCGGCUUAGUGGAAGGUUUUCCUACGAAGAAAACUCAAAAGAGCCCGGUGGUCAGAGCCGGUGCCAUCGCGGAGGCACAAGCCCAGACACCUUCCAUCGACGUUCUCCAGGACCUGGAGGCCAUGCAAGAGCACAACCAGGUAAGGACCAUCCCCUUCAACCACAAGAAGAGGUGGUCUCCACACCUGCCCAAGCCUGAGCCUGAAGAAGAGUCGAAGCCCUUCGUCCUGGAUUUGAAGAAUUUUCCAGAUCUCGCGAAUGUGGACCUCAGUUCCCAGAAUCCCAACAUUCAGGUCACCAUCGAGGUCAUCGACAACCCACAGGCGGACAUGGAGAUGGAUCUUGACGAGGAGAGCCACAAAGACUGGGGCGCCUCCUCCGUGGACCUGCCCGGGAACAAGAAACUCUUCUGGCCACUAUUCUGGGGCUACCCCGACUCGGAGGAGGAGGACUCGAGCCGGCCGAGCCUGGGGGAGACGACGACGGAGGAGGACAGCAGCGAGGAGCUAGUGCUGAGCGGCGUCGGGGAUGACUGGGAUGGCCGCUGGAGGAACGGAUGGGACACCAAGGAGACCUACGACGAGGAAGAGGAUGAGUGGACUGCUUGGUCGCCAUGCAGUGUGAGCUGUAGCCAAGGCAACCAGAAGCGCACUCGCGCAUGCGGCUACGCCUGCACGGCAACAGAAUCCAGGACAUGUGACCUCGAGCGCUGCCCAGGCGAUGUGAACGCCGUGACAGAGCUCAUCCCCUAUGAGACUGAGAACAGCACCGACUUUGUCGGUGCAGAGGUGGACAGCUGCGAGAAAUGGCUGAACUGCAAGAGCGACUUCCUGCAGAAGUACCUGCAGCAGGUGCUGACGGAGCUGCCCAGCUGUCCCUGCUCUUACCCCUCGGAGGCGCUCUACAGCGCCGUCAGCAUCUUCGACGAGCGGCUGCGGAGGGCGCACCGCUGGCGUGAUGCCAGCGGACCCCGAGAGCGCCUGGAGGUGUACAGGCCCACAGCACGCUCCUGCCUGCGCUCCAUGCUGUCUGGCGACAGUGGCACGCUGGCUGCACAGCUCUGUUGCUAUGAUGCACACAUGCGGCUGCUGACGCGCGGCAAGGGUGCGGGGGCGCCCGACUUGGUCAGUGCCGACUUCUCGCCCGAGCUGCACUUUAAGGUGGACGUGCUGCCCUGGGUGCUAUGCAAGGGCGACUGGAGCCGCUUCCACGUCGCCCGGCCACCCAACAACGGACUGGGCUGUACCGAGAACCCGCGUGAGGAUGUCUUCGCUAACGAGCUGGAGGAGGCCCGCGAGUACUGAAAAACACACAAGUGCCACUCUGAGUUCCCAUGAGCCUCGGCAUGGUGCUGCCCAUUUUACUGAGGAAUGCUCUUACUCAUGUCUGUGUGAGUGUUACUCAUUAACGGCCCGGUGUAGGUGUUCAAAGUACUGCUGCUGUGUUUGAUGCCCCAUAGUGACCCUCCCUUAAAGCUCGCCCCUCCCCCCCCUCCC
Molecule: messenger RNA, 2132 nt
Organism: Brienomyrus brachyistius
Lineage: Eukaryota; Metazoa; Chordata; Actinopteri; Osteoglossiformes; Mormyridae
Product: isthmin-2-like
Exons: 6
Coding region: 600-1940 (446 amino acids)
Source: RefSeq, a predicted model, not a curated record